AUGACUCCUCACUCUGUGCGCACAACUUGUCUCUUGCAAGAUAUCUUGUGUCACCUCCUUGAAUUGAUGAAGAAAUGUCGGACUCCAUCCCAGGCUCAACGCCUCCAGGCAAAAGCUCUGUUCGAACGUCGAGUCCAACGGCCCGGCGUAAACGGCAGAAGCAAUCCUCCGCAGAAAAUACUCCAAAAUCCACCACAGUUUACUACAAGUCACUGGGCUAUCCCCCAAUCCUUUCAAAAGCCAACAGAAUACCGCACGAUGAUAGCACAACUCGAGGACCGCCCAGCGAAUUGGCAGGACCUUCCAAGCAGAACCCUGAAUUCCUUCAACGUGAUCCUUCAGAUUGACGGAAAUGAGGGCAGUAUUCAAAAAGGCAUUGUCCCUAUCCUGAUGAACUACGCUGGGUUGAUGUUAAACGCAGAAACACUGGUCAUAAUAGACAUACCAUUCAGCAAAAGUGUCAGCUCCCCGUCCACGCUCCACUCCACGAAAGUUUAA
Molecule: messenger RNA, 498 nt
Organism: Penicillium verrucosum
Lineage: Eukaryota; Fungi; Ascomycota; Eurotiomycetes; Eurotiales; Aspergillaceae
Exons: 3
Coding region: 1-498 (165 amino acids)
Source: RefSeq, a predicted model, not a curated record